AUGACAUCUACUGCAGCGCCUAGUACCGGAAUUAAUGCAACUUCGGGUCUUGACCCAAGUCCGGGUUCAAGCCCAAGACCGGAGCUAUCUAAAAAAUCUUCCCCAGAUUCUUCACCAUCAACAACUCCAUCUUCUGCGUCACCGGGAUACUCUUUAUCGCAGAAGAAGUCGUCGGAUGUAGAGAAGCAGGAAAAGGCAAGACCAUUUAUAUGCCCUACCUGUACAAGAGCUUUUGCAAGGCUUGAACACUUGACAAGACACGAGAGAUCUCAUACAAACGAAAAACCAUUUCAGUGCGCAGCAUGUGGUCGCUGCUUUGCACGACGGGACCUUGUUCUACGGCAUCAGCAAAAGUUGCAUGCUUCUCUUCCUACAAACAAUAGAGCUAACGCCCCAAAAAGAGUGCGUGGACCACGGGUCACGCCGAAAGAUGGUGAGAUAGUUAGCGACUACUUGAAUGAUAAUAUUAAUAUAGUGAAAAAUAACACUAGCAAACAGCUACCACUACCGAAGAAAUCAAAGAGAAGGGGUGUUUACUUACUAGACAAGAAGUUAGAUACUACUGAACCAUCCGACACUGAUUAUAAUACUCCGUCUAUGCCUAAGUGCAAACAAGUUGAAAUAUCUGAUUCAGGGGCAGGCUCCGGUUCGGGCUUUAAGAAACGCAAGAAAGUUUUACCUGUGUCACCAUCACAACAACAGAUCAACUCACCUGCGGCUGGCUCGAUUGGAUCGAUUUGCUCAAUAGGAUCUCGCGGCUCGAGUGGUCACGACUCUCUCUCGUCUAUUCAAGAAUCUGCUCCUUCCACUUUUCUAAACUUGCCUGAAAACAUCGUACAUCAGGUUCAAAAUAUACCUUCCGAACUGUCACAUCCCUCACAAGAGUCUCUUCAAGGCCUGAUCGAUAAUAAUUAUGACAGUUUGUUGAUGAUGGAUAAUUCAAACCUGGAGUCUCAUUUCAGAGAUCAGAGACAUGCUUCGUUCAGUGCUGCGGCUUCUGGAUCAUACACGGGUUUUCCUGAACAUCAUGCACGUGGUGCUCCAUUGGAUGCUCUGGAUACCAUUGAACAAGAAGCACCUCCUCAGGUCAAAUUCUCUUCACCUCAGAUGAAACAUGAAGCGGAUGGACAUUUUGGGUAUUUGAAUUUUGCUGAACUUGAACAACUCGAGAACCCGAACUUCCAAGGAAUGGACGACAUAAAUCUUGAUUUAAGUCCCAGCAAUUUAGAUACUAAUACCCUGCUGCAAGGACUUGCACAUGAAAAUGUUCAUGAUAUAGCGGAUCAUUCCCUUCCAGAUGUUUCCUCAGAACAUAUGCAUCUUCAUCCAGAGCACGAAUAUCAUUCUCUUUUCAGUCAUAAAGUUACUGCGUCUGUAAGCCUUGCUCAUUCUGUUGUCACUGUUCCCAAGCAGAUGAAACACAACUUUGAGUCUUCUGCAGAAUCGUCUACUGCUUCUUCUGCUCCGGGUUUUCGCACGGUAUCUACACAGACGCCAAUUACAGACAGCCCCUUUUCUCCUUCACAGCAGAAGGCUAUAGAUGCCACAAUCGUUGAACAGUUACAGAAAAUUACAUCCACGUCCACGACAAGCGAUCCCACAUCGACCGGUGAAGUUACAAAAAAGGGUCCGGAAGACUGGCUAUCAGAGUUUAUAAAUGCACCAAUAGAGAAGGAUUUUCCGUCUGUCUCUGACCAUAUUGGAUUUGGUGACUCCCCUUGGACGAAUAACACAAGUAACAACGACAAUUCUCCUUCUGCUAAUAACAACGACAAGAACUUAUCUCGAUAUUUUAGGUCCCGUCAACUUGAUCUUUCUAAGCAUAUUAGUGUUACAGAGCCUUUGCAGAAUUCUGUGAUACCCAGACUAUGCUCAGACAAGAUUCGCACGUAUAUCGUGAACACAUAUCAUUUGAAAGAGUCACAAUUUCCUCAUUUGGAAGACAUGAACCAUUACUUGUCGUUAUAUGACUCUGAAUUCAAUAAGUAUUUUCCAUUUGUUCAUAUUCCAUCGAUGAAUGUCGAAGGGCAUUUGGAAGAGAUUCCUUUGAUGCUAUCCAUGGCCGCUAUUGGCGCAUUAUACUCGUUCCAUGCCCGCAACUCCUCUACCCUUUUCAACUUCUCUCGAUUUUUGAUUCAUAAUUUUAUGGAGACGAGACUUCACCUUCACGAGUUUAAUCACGUGCCCCUUCAUAUUACGCAGGCAUUGUUACUUCACCUGUUCCUUGGAAUGUUUCACAACGAUCUAGAGGUUACGAAAUUAACUGGAAGACAGCUUACAUCUUUGGUGUCUUUGGCUAAAGCUACCAGAUUGGAUAUGCCUAUAGAGUCGUUCUUUCUGCCACCAGCACUAUCUGCAGAUAUAUCUACCUUGAACGAUGGCUCUGACAACUCGCAUCAUCAGUUGAAGACAUGUUAUGAUUACUUUAUUCUUGCCCAGUCAAGAAUAAGAACCAUUCAUGUGCUCCAUUAUCUCUCUGUGCUAUUUGGGAUGUUUACAGGCUCAAAAGUGGAACUUGUUGCUGAGGAUAUUCGAUGCGGAACUUUUUGCGUUGUUGAAGAUCUUUGGAAAGCAAAGACAUGUAACGAAUGGUUGAACUUAAUCAAAAACCAUGAUCUCAUAGUGGAUUCGAAGUUUUCAUUAAUACGGUUGAGUGACGGUACAAACUCUUUUCGGGAUCUCUGGCACGAUUUGACCAAUCUUACACUGGAUAGGGACAUUGGGCAGCGGAGUCUGUUGUCCCUUCUCAUGUCGUUGAAUAGUUUUAUCCACGACGAACGACUAAAAAUUGAAAACUCUUCUUACAGCGAAGGUGCAAAGAUCGCCAAAUGGAGAAUGGACGAAAGGCCGUAUAUUGAGUCCCUUAUCAAGUCAUGGGAGACAUCCUUUGUUCGUAACGGUGGAUUGCUUGUUCCAAAAGGACAAAAUUUGCAUGUCAUCAACAGAAGCUCUGCUUUAAAGUUGAUACUACCUUUACUAUCACUUGCCAAAAUUCGCAAGUGCGUAUACAUUUCUCCCGUUUUAUCAGCAGUUUGGACUAGAGAUUGGGAUGCCAUGAAUAUCGAAAUCAAAAAAUUGACUAGAGAUCCGGAGGCAUUGAGGGAUGCCGUUACUUACUGUUUGGAUAUCGUCAAUCUCUGGAUCGAGAUUAUUUCCAUCACAAAGGACGCUGAAAAGACAUCAAUCAGAACACCAAUUUUCUUCUUGACUUGCCUAUUCACAUCCACUCUUCUAAUAUCCGAAUAUUUAUACACAAGCGAAGUUUGGGCCAAUCGGUAUAUGGAGAACGAAGAAAGUCACCAGUAUCUGGCCACUGCCGAUAGAGUACUGUGGCUUAGAGCAGAGAGAGUUUUCAAGAAAGUGGAAAAUAGCUUACUACCUUCAAGUGCCAAUAACACUUCUUACAGUGAGUUUUUGCGUAUCCAGGCUAAAGGCGCUUUGGAUGUGGAUUCAUUGGAUGACAAAAUUGCCAUGCUUGCCUUGGACCCGGAAAAUGUUCAACACAUUGCUGCAAUCAUUAUUAGUGGACGUCUCAGUGCAAGAUGUUUAUCGUUAGGUGUAAGAAUUUUGGCCGAUGCACCAGUAUGGCCAAUCGCUUUGGUCUUUGCUGAAGCUUUAAAGGCCCGUGCUACUGCCAUACACCAGCACCUAUCAACAUUUACGCCCAUAUCCAGCUCAUCUACAGGAUCCAUUAAGUCCUAA
Brettanomyces nanus is the source of this 3702-nucleotide messenger RNA. RefSeq lists its product as uncharacterized. The record is from RefSeq and is a predicted model, not a curated record. The transcript has a single exon. NCBI's taxonomy places the organism in Eukaryota, Fungi, Ascomycota, Pichiomycetes, Pichiales, Pichiaceae. The coding region runs from base 1 to 3702 and encodes 1233 amino acids. Gene Ontology annotation, biological process: regulation of transcription by RNA polymerase II. Gene Ontology annotation, cellular component: chromatin. Gene Ontology annotation, molecular function: RNA polymerase II cis-regulatory region sequence-specific DNA binding; DNA-binding transcription factor activity, RNA polymerase II-specific.